Molecule: messenger RNA, 12290 nt
Organism: Zalophus californianus (California sea lion)
Lineage: Eukaryota; Metazoa; Chordata; Mammalia; Carnivora; Otariidae
Gene: ADD2
Product: adducin 2
Exons: 16
Coding region: 505-2679 (724 amino acids)
Biological process (GO): barbed-end actin filament capping
Cellular component (GO): cytoskeleton; postsynaptic density; plasma membrane
Molecular function (GO): actin filament binding
Source: RefSeq, a predicted model, not a curated record
GCCGCCAAGCGUCCUUUUGUCAGCGCGCACCGCCAAGGGAGCUCUCAUUUCCUCCCAGCCUCGUGCGGGAAAUGGAUUUAAUUCUGACGGCAGGGCUGUAAGGGGCGAGCGGGAACGAAAGCCUUUUGUCAAGGAGUAGCAGCCUCUGUUGUCUGUAAUUACCACUGACGCGGAGAAGCUGCAUUGCUGGUGGAAUUCCAGGCAGCUCUGACAAGUGUGGGGCUGCAGGAUGGGAAGAAAACAUUGCUCUGCAGAUUAGCUGGGUGCAUUUAUUAAGCAGACACCCAAAGGAAAAGACAACAAAGCAAAACAACAGUGGAAGACCAGGGAUGGAUAAGAUGCUGUGCCGGAGCUUUCAUCCAGAUGUUUGAAAUCCUGUAGAUGAGGUCGGCGUCCCUGAGAGCAAAGCAGGGUGCACGGGCCGAGCACUGAGAAGCAGCAGCCUGGGAUAAGGCUGGUCCAGCCUCCCGGCUUCCAGAAACGAAUUAUAAGCCCACCAGGACAAUGAGUGAAGAGACUGUCCCCGAGGCUGCGUCGCCGCCGCCCCCGCAGGGGCAGCAGUAUUUGGACCGCUUUUCUGAGGACGACCCUGAGUACCUGCGCCUCCGCAGCCGCGCGGCGGACCUGCGGCAGGACUUCAACCUGAUGGAGCAGAAGAAGCGCGUCACCAUGAUCCUGGAGAGCCCCUCUUUCAGGGAAGAACUGGAAGGCCUCAUCCAGGAGCAGAUGAAGAAGGGGAACAACUCCUCCAACAUCUGGGCCCUGCGGCAGAUCGCGGACUUCAUGGCCAGCACCUCCCACGCAGUCUUCCCAGCAUCUUCCAUGAACUUCUCCAUGAUGACGCCCAUCAAUGACCUCCACACAGCUGACCCCUUGAACCUGGCCAAGGGGGAGCGGCUCAUGCGGUGCAAGAUCAGCAGCGUGUACCGUCUCCUAGACCUCUAUGGCUGGGCCCAGCUGAGCGACACCUAUGUCACGCUGAGAGUCAGCAAGGAGCAGGAUCACUUCCUGAUUAGCCCUAAGGGAGUUUCUUGCAGUGAAGUCACUGCAUCCAGCCUGAUCAAGGUGAACAUCCUGGGAGAGGUGGUGGAGAAGGGCAGCAGCUGCUUCCCAGUGGAUACCACAGGCUUCUGUCUACACUCGGCGAUCUAUGCUGCCAGACCUGAUGUGCGCUGCAUCAUCCACCUGCACACGCCGGCCACGGCAGCUGUGUCAGCCAUGAAGUGUGGCCUCCUGCCUGUCUCCCACAAUGCCCUGCUGGUGGGGGACAUGGCCUAUUAUGACUUCAAUGGUGGGAUGGAGCAGGAAGCGGAUCGAAUCAGCCUGCAGAAGUGCCUUGGACCUACCUGCAAGAUCCUGGUGCUAAGAAAUCAUGGAGUGGUUGCUCUAGGUGACACCGUGGAGGAGGCGUUUUAUAAGGUCUUCCACCUGCAGGCUGCGUGUGAGAUACAGGUCUCUGCCCUGUCCGGUGCUGGGGGAGCGGAGAACCUCAUCCUCCUGGAGCAGGAGAAGCACCGACCCCAUGAAGUGGGCUCCGUGCAGUGGGCAGGGAGCACCUUUGGGCCUAUGCAGAAGAGCCGGCUGGGGGAGCACGAGUUUGAGGCCCUCAUGAGGAUGCUGGACAACUUGGGUUACAGAACAGGCUACACGUACCGCUACCCCUUUGUUCAAGAGAAAACCAAACACAAAAGUGAGGUGGAAAUCCCAGCCACCGUCACAGCCUUCGUGUUUGAGGAGGAUGGCGCCCCGGUGCCCGCCCUGCGGCAGCAUGCCCAGAAGCAGCAGAAGGAGAAGACCCGUUGGCUCAACACGCCCAACACCUACCUGCGGGUCAAUGUGGCUGAUGAAGUUCAGAGGAGCAUGGGCAGCCCCCGGCCCAAGACCACAUGGAUGAAGGCUGAUGAGGUGGAGAAAUCCAGCAGUGGCAUGCCAAUACGGAUUGAAAACCCAAACCAAUUUGUGCCUCUCUAUACUGAUCCCCAAGAAGUGCUGGACAUUCGGAAUAAGAUUCGAGAACAAAACCGACAAGACGUGAAGUCGGCAGGGCCUCAGUCCCAGCUCCUGGCGAGUGUCAUCGCUGAGAAGAGUCGAAGCCCGUCUACAGAGAGCCAGCUGAUGUCCAAGGGCGAUGCAGAUACCAAAGACGACUCAGAGGAGACCAUGCCCAACCCCUUCAGCCAACUCACUGACCAGGAGCUGGAGGAAUACAAGAAGGAGGUGGAGAGGAAGAAACUAGAACUUGACGGAGAGAAAGAAACCACUGCAGAGGAGCCUGGCUCACCUGUAAGGUCUGCACCAGCUUCUCCAGCGCAGAGUCCAGCGAAGUCAGAGACAAAGAGCCCUGCGGUCUCUCCCUCCAAGUCUUUAGACGAAGGUGCUAAGAAGACAGAAACAAGCAAAGCCACCACAGAGCCUGAAACAACACAGCCAGAAGGAGUGGUGGUCAACGGGAGGGAGGACGAGCAGACCGCAGAGGAAAUUCUCAGCAAAGGCUUGAGCCAGAUGACCACCAAUGCCGACACGGAUGUUGAUACCUCUAAGGACAAAACCGAGUCGGUCACCAGCGGCCCCAUGUCCCCAGAGGGCUCACCUUCCAAGUCUCCCUCCAAAAAGAAGAAGAAAUUCCGAACCCCAUCCUUCCUGAAAAAGAGCAAAAAGAAGGAGAAAGUGGAGUCCUGAUUGGUAGCACCCUUGGGCUCCCAUCUGCACCCUCUCCCUCCACCCCUUCCCUUCUCCCAUCUCUGUCCCUGGAAGCACAGGGCCAAAGAGGGAUAGAAUAGGACCCUGGAUCACACUCUGAGGAGGAACUUAGAGAUUACCCAACCAACCCCUCGUUUUACAAUUGCCCCAGAGAAAUCAGGUGACUUUCCCAAGGUCACACAGCUAGUUAGUGGCAGAGCCUGCACUAGAAUUGGGGUCUCCUGGCCCCUAGUCCAGUGCUCUUUCCACUACAUAACACUGCCUAGUUGUGGGCCACCUCUGUGAAGAUGCUGUCCACCAAUCUGAGCCCAGGGCAGAAGGCCCAAGUGGGCUGCAAGCCCUCACAAUCUCAGAUCAAAUCAGACAGGUUGAGACUUCCCCUGAGCAAGGUCCUUUUCCUUGCAGGAAUCCAGUCUCCUGUUAAUGGAGCUGUCACAGUUUAGAAAUCUCUCUUUUCCAUAGGGUCCCUGCCCUGCUGCUCUCAGUAACCAGACAAAUUGCCCUGUCCCCUACACCAGAAGUUUAUCUUUGUUCCCAAGGUCUGAUGGCUUAGCUUGUGCUUCCCCAACCACUAACCCUGAGCUUUCUUCAUGGAACCUCCUGAAUGAUGGAUGGAUGAAGAAUUGUAAGAGUGGGCAGACAGAAGGGCAAGCUGAGUCAGCCACAGGAUUGGGAAUUAUUUAAUCAAUAUAAGAAGCCAGGAACUUGGCCCAUUUGAAUUGUGCAUCUCAGGCGCUUCAAAACUAAAACCAAAUUUAACUUAGAGAAAAGUUGUCUCAUGCUCAGGGCAGAAAUUUGGGGAAAUUUAGAUCCUCUGUUGGCUUUGGGUUGUACAAGGAGGAUCAAAACAACACAGGAAAUGCUAUGCCUUUCUAGCUUUGCAUGAUACAUGGAGCAAUGUGGCUGUACCCGUUUCUCUCCUAUCCGGCAGUCAGGUGUCCCCUGACCUUCCUUCAAACCUGGAAGCACUGGCUCACAGACUGGAACUGGCAUCUUAUUCUUGGCACCUUGACCUUGGCUCCUUUGGUUUCCGACUCAGUCACUCUGGGUCCAGCAGAGGAGAAUGAGAUGAGCCCUUGAGGAUUCAUUCCUUGGAUCAGCUAUCAGAAAAAUCAGCUUGAGUGUCCUUGCCCUGUCACUAUCUGUCCAUCCUGGGGCCUAGUGAGAGCUACAGCUGCUGUUGUAAAUGCCAGCACUAUCUUUUCAUAUUCUUCCACGGGACAUCGAAUAAUGAGCAUUGUUAGCUCCUAAAAAAUAGACAAUCCAUUCUCUUUAUAGCACAGUGUCUUCAAAGAGUAUUUUUCCUUUUUGUCCUGAUUAUUGUGAAAGUACUUUUGAAAGUUCUUAAUCACAGUUUUCCACUUUUGAGCACUUACUUUCUAUAUAUAGACACUGUGCAGGCUUUUCCAUGCGUUACACCCUUUGACUGUCACGAUAAUCCUGUGAUGUGGGUAAGAUAUUCCCUUUUUACCAGUAAGAAAACUGAGCCCCAAAAGGACAAUUGACUUACUCCAGGUGACUUGGCUAGAAAGAUCCAGAGCCUGGAUUUGACCCCUGGGUCAGUCUGAGUCCAGAGCCUUUGUUCUUAACAGUUACGAUGAUUAGAAAACUUGAAAUCCCCAAGGCCGGGGGCUAAUUUAGUUCAGGACCCAUUUCUGUGAUUUGUUUCCACUGUGUAAUGUCAGCAUUUGAAAUGAAGGCAGGAAACUACCUGUGUUCUCCCUCAUGAGUGCACGUUAAACUCCUGAUAAAUGUGGAUUGUGGCGAGGCCAAUGUGGACCUCUGAUGAAGGAGAGGCAGGAGCCUUCUGGUUGGGCCACAGUAUUUGGGGGGUGGGGCUAUUUCUUGAGAAGAAAGGAAGUUGACACAUGGCUAAAGAGAACCCAGUACUGCAUCUCUCUAGAGCAGAGUCCUAACUGCUACCCCAGCCCCCACACUGCUCUACUUUCUGAUGGGCCUUGUGAUGGGCAACCCAAUGGUCAGGGGCAUCCAGUGCCUCACACAAAGUCCAUGUUGUGGGAAAUGCCUUUAAGAGCCAAUCCUUUGAUGCCUUCUUUGAAAAAAUAGAUUUCACAUUCAUUCCUUCAUCCCUCACAAUAUUUGUUAAGCACCCACAGAGCACCAGGCAUUAUGCCAUCAUUAAGAGAAACCACUCAUUGUGCCUAGGAUCAUCAGCAGCCAGCAAUGUUAAGAGAAGAGUGGAGUGGAUUACCAUUGACGCAGCUUUUCGUACUUGAGUGGUUGUAGCUCAGAGAUGAUGUUGAUUGACUCUUCGCAUUCAACAAACUCUCUUUAUUCCCUUUACAACAAUGAGGCCUCAUUUAGGUGAAAAUGCCAGAGUCUUGCUGGAGGAUCAUCCUUGGGAUUUAUGCCAUGGGUCCACCUUAUAUUUAUCCAUUUGUUCAUCCUCAUGCAUUCGAACAAAACAACAACAAAAAAACCCCAUGAGCUUGGGUCAUGGGUUAAGUCUGAAGGCAGAACAUAGUCCCUGCCCACAGAAGUUUUUAAGUAUAGGAGGCUUAUAGACAAGUUACGGAAAGGGCAAGGGGGCAGAGGGGACAUAAGGAAGUAAUGAUUUAUUGUCUUCUGGACCAGAGAAACUUUCCUGAAAGAUGUGAUGAUUGAGUUAGGUUUUCAAAGAAGAAUUCUCCAGGAAGACAAAAGUGUCGGUGGGAUAUUCGUGCCGAGGGAAGAGCAUGUGCAAAGGCACGGAAGCACAAAACUCCACGACAGGCCCACUGAGUCAUGCAGUAAUGCCAGAAUGUAAGGUAUAAGGGGGGGGGGGGGCGGGGGCUUUGUUUCAUAGGUGAGCAGGGCUGGGUCAGAGAGAAACCUACAGAAGUGUGCAACUAGAUUUUAUCCUGAAGGGGGUUUGGAGCUGCUGAUGGCUUACAUCAGGGUGUCAUGAUCAAGCUUGAAUUUUACAAAAAUCCAUUUGGUGGCUGGAGAAUGACUUGGAGAGGAGUGCGGUGAAAGCCCAGGAGAUCUCCUAAUGAGGACCUUCUGAAACGUCAGCACUGAAACAUGCCUGGUGGCCUGCCUUACACUACGUUUUCCUUUAUAGCAAAUAGCAUGCUUCUGGCACAGAAUUUUGCUUCCCUAACGGUCUUUGGAUAAGGCAUCUUAGGAAAGAUUUUCAACAAGGAGAGGGAAACAUUCGAAGAGCUAAUGCUUGGUGCGGUUUCCGGGUUCGUUUCAUCUCGCUGCAGAACUGCCACGGGAGCUGUUGAGGUCCUCUGCCCAUUUCUUGCUCUCCCUCACGUGUCAGCAGUGGCAUGCUUGGCGCCAGGCUCAAGGUGGUGCACUGGAUGCUGUAGCAGGAGACGUGCAGUCCAAACAAAACCAUAGGCUUUUAGGGAGAGGAUGGGGCGUUUUCUUUGGAUCUGGAUAAAAGUUGGCUGAGAAUUUCGACCAGUGUCUGUCUGGAGAAAAUGUCUCUAUGGAGAGCUCAGAGUGGUAGGUAGGAGGGUCAUUUCUAGUGAAGGCACUGUACUUGGAUAUGCCGCAGAAAGGGAUGAGAACAUGUGAGCCAGUCUGCAGUGUGAUGGAUGGCUGAGCUGGGCAGGGGGGCCGUUUUGAGGCUGUUUCCAUGGGGCAGGGUGGGGAGGCAGAAGGAGAGACGGUUACAGAGGGACAACUUGGUUCCAGUGACUUUCCGUGCACUAGUGGCUGGCACCCAGAAGUGAUGUGGGAGAACCGUCCACACCAUGUGACCUUUCUCAAACUUUGCAAAAAGCUUUGCCAAGAGGCAAGCCUCUAGCACAGAUCUGUGCUCCAUUAGAGCUUCCUGGCCUGUAGUGACCCAAGUAACUGUCCAACUUCGGCCAGGUUACACACAGAUAAAAAUAACCUCCCCCAAGGGGCGCCUGGAUGGUGCAGUUGGGUAAGCUUCUGACUCUUGGUUUCGGCUCACGUCAUGAUCUCAGGGUUCUGGAUUGGGUUCCAUGCUCAGCGCAGAGUCUGCUUGAGAUUCUCUCUUCCUCUCCCUCUGCCCCUCCCACUCAUGCUCUCUCUCUCUCAAAUAAAUAAAUCUUUUAAAAAAUAGUCUCCCUCAACAGUCCUGUAAUGAAAAUGGGGUUCUUCCUCUGCAGAUAGAAAAGUUCUUUUUAAGGGACUUGCAGGGAUUUGGAUGAGGACCCUGGUCUGUAAGAACCCCACUGGAAAGCAUUGCUCUCAUACUAUGGAUUUAUGUAUACUGAGCCAUGAAUCUUCUCCCAGUGUUUGAUGCACUGAAUGUGGCAAGGCAGACAUUCAGAUAUCAUUCAGCACCGUCAUAACAGGGCUACUGCUGUCCUAACAGGCCACUUCUCUGAUUACCAUGGAUUUGAAAGAACCAUUCCCCCAACAGCAUGAUUCCCUUCCGAAAGCCGAAAAGAUCAAAAAGAAGUUUGAUUUUUCGAGGGACAUAUGCAUAGGGGUAGAUAGACACAUAGCCUACCAUUGGCCUGUGGAGGCCAUCUUUUGUACAAGUCCUUACUCAUUUUCCUUACGCAGGUCAGCAGAAGCCCUUGAAGUGGUUGCUAGAGCUGCUGUUGACUCUCUGAGCAUAGAGGAAAGAGGUCUUGUAUCUUCUCUUACCACUUGAGUCUAAGCAAACUCUCAAAGACAAUAACAUUGAGAGCAUCUGAGAAGAAAUUAGGGAGGAGGUAAACCCAUGCUCUCCAUUCCCACAGAAAAGACAAGCCACCCCACAAUUGUUCCCCAUCUGUUCCAAAAGGGACAAUUGAAUAUGAAAAGCCAGAGGCCUGAACGGACUCUGAAGAAAUACGCUCAUCGGUUACUCAUUUGUUGCAGUUUCACUUGUGUCUCAGUAUGAGAACGCAGACACAGUAGAGUGAUGACUUCCCCAUGCCCUGUCUAGCCAACCUACCCACUUGGAUGUGGCUUACUUUUUGCCAGAAACAAAAGAGCACACGUGGAGCCCCAUGACCAGGGCACAUUCAACCCUCUUGAGCCUCUUGCUGUGAGAAGCCACCCUCACCCAGGAAUCAAUGUGGGCAUUUCAGGUGGGGUGUCCUUCUUUAGUGGAGAAAUCUUCUUUCCUCAUUUUAUGUAGAUAGGCUUCUCUUUUGAGGAACAAUUAGAAUUUCCAGUUGAGGGUUUUCUUAAAAAUACAGAAGCGAUGGUUUGUAUUGGUUCCUACUUGGGUUUUGCCAAAUCGGUGUUUGGUGCCAUUUGCCUUCAAGAUGACCCCAAAAGUUGGGUCAUUGCUAUGAGGAAUUGGGCCUGAAGAUGGAGGAGAAAUGGUCAUAGUCACUGACACAGGGGACGCAGGUGUGGCCAGAGGCCGAGCCUCAGUAGCUUUCCUGGUGUGGUGGCUCCUCAGAUCUCUUCCAACCCACUGGUUCCUGAGGAGCAGGAUGAGGCCAUUUGCAAUGUGGCAAGUCCCCAACUUCUAAGUAGCUUAGAGAAAACGUGGGGUUUUGGGGUGGUGGGAGAAGAACUGUAGAAAACCCCCAAACUCUUCUCCCUUCCAACAGAUCAUCUCAUAUAACUUUUAGAUCUUCCCUUUUUAAAUGAAUCAGAAGGAAGACGACCCUUGGCCAAGGACAGAGGGGCCAAUUUAAAUACAUCAAAGCUCUUAUAAAAUGAGACUAUAUUUUGGGGAUCCCUGCCCCCACACUUCAGCCCCACCUCGUGCCUAUUGGGCCUGCCUUCUGGGUGACAGCUUGAUCUCUGUGGUCUAGUCCACCUUUAAAUUCCUGCCAUCCAUGCUCCAGCCGCUGAGUCUGGCGCUGUGUUCCUCCCUCUCCCAGGAAGACUCGCGUGGGGAGAGGGUCCAAGGCCUGGGCUCGCCUGGCUGGGUAUGCAGGGGUCUAGAUAGAGAGUGCCGUGUCCUCUAAAACCGUGGAUGGUUUCAGUGAAAUGUCUGUGUCUGACAAUCGUCUUCCCUUGUACAUGCAUUGUCUGUGUAUAGCUUUUCCUAGUAUUGUGAAGUCUCAAAUAGGGGUUCCAUGUAAAUACUCUUUCUGCUAUGGAAAUGCCAGCCCCCUGGGUCAUGCAUCAUCCCCACAAACGGUUUUGCCUUUCUCUACGCUAACACUUUUUGAGCCACUGAUGUGCAGAUUGAUGAUUAGUUUCUUGGGCUUUUAUUUUGCAAUUUUAUAUAUAUAUAUAUACACACACAUAUAUAAUAUAUAUAUAUAUAUAUUUAUGGGUUGGUUUUGUAUAGUUUUCUGUUUGAAUCUCUGAGCACCAAAGCUGCCCUUGGAUUUUCAAGAGAACUUUCCAAAGCCACUUCCUGAGGCCCCCCACUCCCCUGCUGCUUUGGUGUUUGUGGUGCCGGGUGGUAUCUCUGCCCAUGGAUUUCUGUAUGUAUGUGCUGUUAUCUCCCCUGCGGAUAUUACCCUAGUAAAUCUACCGUGCUUGGCUUCCUGGUGUGUGACCCAUCUCUGUCAGCCACCCAGCUCUCCCUGCUCCCAGGGGAGCAGAAUCCAGAGGGGGGGGGGGGUCCUUGUAUGGAAACCUCCAACCACACAGGAAACUCUUCCCUUUGAAACCGUUCCUCAUACAUGGAAAGCUGAACAUAUGACUAAUUGAGUUCUGAUGGGGAGGGAGGUGACAAUACUGUAGACCUCUGAGAAGGGAAAAGCCCUGUGGAUUUGCAAACAGCUCAUGGAGGGAGAGCAGUUUAGAUGGGUUGGGAGAGGGGAGGGGAUUGUAAAAACAAAUGUGGAUGGUCCCCAUGGGGAAGCAGAUUCACCGGCUGGAAUGGAAGGAGGUGUCAGGCAAGAGUCAGCGGGCUGGGGAGAGCUGAGGUCCCCCCAGAGUGUGAAAGGGGAAUGAAGAUAGUAGGGAAGAGAAAGAAGAGGAAAGAGCCCAUUCCACCAUAUCCUGCGCCUCUUUACUCAAAUAAGGAGCCCAGGAGUUGUUGAGCAUCUGUACACAUAGGUCAGGCAUUGUGUCUCACACAUAGCACCUCGUUUGAACCCCAUAAAACCCAAAGGGAGGUCCUAUUAUUACCCACUUUAUAGAUGAGGAAACUGGCUCUGAAAUGAGGAGGUUUUCAUGGGGACAAGUUAGUAUGUGCUGAAGCCCAAAUUCAAACCGAGGUCUUCUAGCUAAGUAAGCCCUUGCUCUUCCCAAUUUGCUUUUGUCCUGAGCAAAUCCCCCCAAAACAGUCUCCAUCACUACCUCUGGGCCCGCUGCUUCCUGGUGGGCCUGUGUCCCCAGUGCUGCCUCUACACCAAGGUACCCAGAAGCUCCCACGAGCUCCUGCGGACCUAGGCCAGCCCUGCCCCAAGGCCAUCAGUGUCUUCUCUCCUGAGAUCACCACGGAGACCCCCCCCAACACACACACACACCACGACAGCUCUAACCUCUCAGCGGUGAGCUCGGCUCAGGCCAAGGAGCACAGUCAUCAUGCUGACACCAUCUUACAGAGCUGGCUGCCAUUGAAGGUGGUGUUGCAAACCCUCAAGGGGAGCUCUCCCUCCACACCUCCUAAAGGUCGGCUGCACAACCGAGGCAUACAAACAUGGGAGCAGAACGCCCUCUACAUUCCGGAACUGCUGAGGGCUUUCUUCAGAGUAUGCUUCGUGGGAGAGAAGGCCUGGGGCCCCGCGACCCGCAAUUCCCUGCGCGUGGAAGGAGCACCGCCUGGCCAGGAAGCAGAAAGGCCGGGGCAGCGGCGGAAGGCGGUGGGCUCCGGGCCUGAGCUGAGAGCGGCAGCGAGGUGCCAGAGUUCACGCUGUGGAACCCGGCUCGCAAGCUCUAAGUCAGGAGGCAGGGAGGGGGAUGCUUCGUGUUGGCUACCCUAAUAAAUAUGCCAAAGGGCCCUUUCAGCCAAGUUAUUGUGGAUGCCACUGCUACCACACAACUGUUCUCUAAUCUAACAAAAUGUAACCAUUAGAAAUCUUUCCUUUUCUCUUCCUUUGGGUCUUUGGACAUGGAUCCACACAUCUCUGACAGGAACCACAUUUAAUCUGAGAGAGAGCUCACUCUGUCAAGAAUAAGCACGGAGAAAAAUACUGUGGUAAUGAUUUAAUAGUUCAAAAGCAGGAGACCCAUCUGAGAGAUUGGAAGACCUGCUCCUCAAUGGAGCAGAGUUACUGCAAGAAGCAGCAGGGAGGUUAAGAAAAUCUCUGUUAAUAUCCAUGGGGCGCCUGGGUGGCUCAGUCGGUUAAGCGUCUGCCUUCGGCUCAGGUCAUGAUCCCAGGGUCCUGGGAUCGAGCCCCGCAUCGUCUCCCGCUGUAUGUCUCUCUCUGUCAAAUAAGUAAAUAAAAUAUUUAAAAGAAAAAAAAAGCAGGAGACCCAUCUGAGAGGUUGGAAGACCUGCUCCUCAAUGGAGCAGAGUUACUGCAAGAAGCAACAGGGAGGUUAAGAAAAUCUCUGUUAAUAUCCAUUUAUCAGAAAACACCAGCCACUCAUGAAAAGGGAGUACUUCAAAUCAAGAAAACAUUUUUUGGUGAUGAAAAACAAUGCCGUAUUUUAAAAUGAGGCAUAGACUGUCAAUGGCAGGUUCCGUAUUGUUGACGAAUGGGGAGAACAUAAAGAUAUGUUUAGAUAUGUAAGAAUCCCAAGCCCACCACUUGAAAAAAAUUAGCCAAUCAUGUAUCUGGUUGAUUGGGAAAUCAAUAUAAGUAAAUAACUGAAGAAUGGAGAAUUAAAAAAUGGUAGUGAGCAACUAAAGCACAUAAAUUUACAGCUAGGUCUAGUUUUUCAUUAUCAAGUCAACAAACCUAAGGCAAUUGUUUAAGAAGUAGUUACUGGUAUACACACACACAUUUGGGUCAGCAGAGAGGUAGACGAUGCUACACUUACCACUACUGAUGAGAGGAAUAUAAUAGAUCAGUUCAUUUUUCACAUUGUUACUAUAGGAAUAAUGGUUCACUUACAUAUAAAGUUGUAAACAUAGAGAUGAUUUAUAAAAAGGGAAAGAUAAUUUUCAUUAAGACAUAGCUUCCAAAUCACUGAACAGAAAAGUAACAAUAAAAAAAUCAAUAGGAAUCCAGCUAAGAUGGAGUAACAGAGACCAUAUUUACCAUCCUGCCUAAAGCACCCCCAAAAUGGAUAAAAUACAUGAAAGAAUGACGUUUAAGACACCUGAAAAUGAUCAUCCAGGAGGGCACAAGAAAGCUUCCUUGUCUCACCACCCACCCCAAAGCUAAGACAGCUACACCUCUUACUGCCGCUACUAAGGACGAUCACCAGGAGGCGACAUUUCCUUUCUCUGCUUCCACUUUGCAGCAACCUGCCGAGCAGUACUCCCAUUUUCCGGCAGAUAGACCCUAGCAGUUCUGUCAUAGAGCUCAGCCUCUUUGUCACCAGCAAAAGGGUCAAGGAUGAGCAGUGAGCCUCCCGACUUAUCUAAGACUUAAGAACCUGAUUUCUGAGCAGCCCUUAACACUUACCUAAUAUCCAGUAUUCUGCCUGGUUCCCAGGGUGCUCAUCUUUUAAGGGGGAGCCUGCCCACUGGCCCCAGCUCACUGAGAUCUGUUCUCGUGGCCUAGAGGCCAUGAACGAUAGUGCUUGGGCUGAAUCCUGAUCCUGUGCCCUUGCAUAAGUCCCUUAACAUCUCUAAGCUACUGUUCCCUCAUCUGCAAAAUGAGGAAAUAAUCAGUAUGGAAAAUCAGAACUGGGGGGACUGA